AUGAACGCGGAGUCCAAACUAAGGCGGGCGGCUCUCUUGGGAGACGUUGAGCUGCUCAUAUCCAAGAACUGCAAUGUAAAAUACAUGCCUGACGGCCAGCUGCCCGCAUGUGCCGUCGCCAUCAUGGAAGGUGCCGAAGACACAGCCAUCCACCUUCUGCGCAACGGGGCCGAUAUCUCGCUUCCGGAAUUGCCACGCCCACCAUUCGGUUUGUUUCAAGGGAAAAGAAGGACUCAGGCGAACAAAUCAAGGGAGAAAAGACACACCGCCUUUGACUCUUGGCCAUUUCGCUGGCUCUAUGAUACGAUCUGUCUGGGGACCGUCCUACCGAUGUUAAAUGGCGGACAUGACAGCGCAACUUGGCGUUGGGAAUUGUACAUUGUGUUCACACUAUGCACGUUGGGCGGUAUCUACACCCUGAGAUACUUCAACACAAGGGUGAUACUAGAUCUCACCUCAGCUCUGUUUGGUAAGUCAUGGACAGGCCUCUUCAUUCGACUCCUCCUGUUCAUGGCUUUGCGCAACUUCUUCCCCCACAAACGGGCUUUAGGCUACCAGCCCCCUGGAGCCUCGAUUGUCAAAGCUUUAGUCGCGUCCCGCUUCACCAGUGAGCGACUCAUUCUUGAAGUUCUCGAUCGUGGGAUAUUUUCUCGUCAAUAUGUUCAGGAAUCUAUCUACUUUACCGGAGCUUUUACCGGAGCUGAAGACCUAGUUUUUCGGCUCUGGGCCAAGGCAGUCAUCGCAGGGUAUGUAGAAGUACUCAAGGAGCUCGUUGCAUACGGAGUUCCAGUCGAUUCAACUAUCUGGGGCAGUAAUGGACUCGACGCCUUGACCAUAUCAGCUCGAUACAAUCGAGUCCAUGUGGUUGAAGCUCUUCUCAAGCUCGGAGGAGACCCCAAGUUGAAAAGAAAGUACUACGGUAUUCCUGGAGAGGAAGCAAGAGAGACGACUGCGCUGCUAGAAAGCACUCAACUGAGAUCGCAACACAUGAGCCCGGAAGACAGUGAAGCUCAAUAUACCAUCAUCAGUCUUCUCCUCAAAUGUGGCGCAGAAGUCAACGCAUCUGACGAAUCGGGGCGCAACGCAAUCAUGUACGCCGCAGAGUACGGUUCCCUGGAAAUGUUCAAACUUCUCCUGGAGCAUGGUGCAAGUCGUAAAUCAGUUGAUGAUUCCGGGAAAAGCUUGGCUCAUUUCAUAUGCAUGAGGGAACCGAACCCUGACAUAGAAUCAGCGCCUGACCCAAUCCAUUUUCUUGACUUGCUACAGAUUACCACUGCUGAACUCGACUUCCCCGACAAAGACGGCUACACACCGUUUCUCUGCGCCGCAAAGUCUGGAAAUGCGGAAGCGAUCAGAAAACUCUUGACAAUGGGCUGCAAUCCACUUCUGAGAACAACACACGGCAGGGACGCUUUAUACCUGGCAAUGAUGUAUGGUUGUUACGAAAUGGGCGGAAUGGCAGAGAACACACUACAGCUUUUGGAAGUUGAAUGUGGCAUCACAUGCAAAGAAGUCAAGAAAGCAGUUUUUGAGGAGGAGGUUCGCAGAGCACUUGACUCAAUGGAGGCUGCAAUUUCCGCCCACUGA
Messenger RNA from Diaporthe amygdali, 1587 nucleotides. RefSeq lists its product as uncharacterized. The transcript is spliced from 2 exons. Bases 1 to 1587 code for a protein of 528 amino acids. Gene Ontology annotation, cellular component: cytoplasm; nucleus. Gene Ontology annotation, molecular function: protein binding. NCBI's taxonomy places the organism in Eukaryota, Fungi, Ascomycota, Sordariomycetes, Diaporthales, Diaporthaceae. The record is from RefSeq and is a predicted model, not a curated record.